This is a messenger RNA of Lindgomyces ingoldianus, 1603 nucleotides long. Its product is annotated as UDP-Glc/Gal endoplasmic reticulum nucleotide sugar transporter-like protein. Gene Ontology annotation, biological process: UDP-galactose transmembrane transport. The transcript is spliced from 2 exons. The record is from RefSeq and is a predicted model, not a curated record. NCBI's taxonomy places the organism in Eukaryota, Fungi, Ascomycota, Dothideomycetes, Pleosporales, Lindgomycetaceae. Gene Ontology annotation, cellular component: Golgi membrane; endoplasmic reticulum membrane. Gene Ontology annotation, molecular function: UDP-glucose transmembrane transporter activity; UDP-galactose transmembrane transporter activity. Bases 231 to 1496 code for a protein of 421 amino acids.
AUUUAAGCUCGAUAUCACCACCUUCCUGACUUCAAGCUCACAUCAGCCCUUUGACUCAAUGGAUCGGUGAUACGCAUUCUUUCUCACUUCUGUGACAACCCUACCCAACCUCGUCACUCACUCUCCACACACGCACUCGCGCCAGUGACUUAUCGCGCCCGCCGCGAUCCCAUCUGAAGGCUCAAAUAAUAACUCCGGGGCCGACACAUCGGACUCGACACAGCAGCUCAAUGGCACGAACGAAACAACGCACGCCGAUGCGCCGUGAGCCCUCGGAAACGUUCAAUCACGUCAAUGGCAACGGCACGGCGCAUCGGCGGAAUAGCUUCACGCAGACGCUAGGAAUGGAGGUAGAAAGGGUGGCAGAGUUGGCAGCAAGGGAGAAGCAUGAGCAGAAGCAGGCGGGGCUGCUCGCGCUAGCCAUCUGUGUUGGGGGGAUUUAUGCGAGCUUUCUGUCCUGGGCCUACCUCCAAGAGCGCAUAACAACUACCUCUUACGGGCCUGACCGCUCGCGCUUCACGUAUUCCAUAUUCCUCAACACUAUCCAGUCCGCCUUCGCUGCUCUCACUGGCUUUGUUUACCUCUACAUCUCCGCGCCUCGGGAUCCCAUGACCUCCGCUCGGCGCAUACCUUCCAUAUUCCCUUCCCAAUCAAUCCUCUUCCCGCUGCUCUUGAUCUCCGUCACAACCUCGCUGGCAAGUCCGUUCGGAUACGCCAGUCUAAAGCACCUCGACUAUGUCACUUUUAUCCUCGCCAAAAGCUGUAAAUUGCUUCCCGUCAUGUUCCUCCACAUAUCCCUCUUCCGAAAGCGGUAUCCAAUAUACAAGUACAUGGUCAUUGGCUGCGUGACAUUGGGUGUCGCCAUCUUCACCCUCCACCACCCCUCCACGGCCAAGAAAGCCGCAAAGAAAGCUGGGUCGAUGAACGGCGAUGUUUCCAAAGCGCUAGGCUUAUUCCUCCUGGGCGUGAACUUGCUUUUCGAUGGCUUGACAAACACCGUACAAGACCACAUCUUCGGAACUUUCAAAGGCUUCACCGGCCCGCAAAUGAUGUGCGCGCAAAACCUUAUGAGCACCGCCCUCACAGUCUCCUACCUCAUCCUCUCACCAUACAUCUCGCACACACCCCUCGGUGAAUGGCUCGGCAUCAACGGCGGUGGCGGCGGCGAGCUGAAAGAAGCCCUCAACUUUGUGACUACGUACCCAGCUGUCGGGUGGAAUGUUCUUGGUUUCGCAGCUUGUGGGGCGGUGGGCCAAGUGUUUAUUUUUCACACGUUGGCGCAUUUUUCGAGUUUGCUGUUGGUGACGGUGACAGUGACCAGGAAGAUGCUGACCAUGUUGAUGAGUGUGGUGUUGUUUGGACAUCAGGUUACGAGAAUGCAGUGGUUGGGUGUGAGCUUGGUGUUUGGGGGGAUUGGGGCGGAGGCAUGGUAUACGAGGGCGGAGAAGAAGGCGAAGGAGAAAGCGAAGAAGGAGGGCGCUAAGAAGAGGCAGUGAGGAGGGGAUGUGGAAAGGGGGGCUUGCUUGUGGGCUUUCGGGCCGAGGAAAGAGGGUGUAUACAUUAGGGGGCUUAGAGGUUAUAUCUUAGAUUUGAUUUAGCUGAG